CGCUGCGAUUGGUCAGACUUCGGAGUUGCCCCGCCCACCAGCCAAUCACCGCCUAGGAUUUCUGUCGGGGGUUUCUUUCUUCGCUGGACUUGGCGUCGGACGACAGACGGACCGCUGAGCGCAGCCGGUGUCUGGUCUCCGCGCUCCGCUCCGUCGCCAUGAGGCUCCGGAAAGCCGCCCUGCUCGUCCUUCUCCUGGCGCUGGCGCAGCUGCUGGUGGUGGCGGCGAGCGCGCAGGGCCUGGACGAAGACUCUAGUAAAGACAGUGCCCUCGAGGAGGAGGAAGAGGAGGACGAGGAGGAUGAGGAGGAUGAGGAGGAAGACGAUGACUCUGAAGUUAAGGAGGAGAAUGGGGUACUGGUUCUCAAGGACGCUAACUUUGACUCUUUUGUGGCUGACAAAGACACAGUGCUGCUGGAGUUCUAUGCCCCAUGGUGUGGGCACUGCAAACAGUUUGCGCCCGAGUAUGAGAAGAUUGCCAGUGUCUUGAAGGAGCAUGAGCCUCCGGUUCCCGUGGCGAAGAUAGAUGCCACCACAGAGUCGGGGCUGGCUGGCCGCUUCGAUGUGAGUGGCUACCCCACCAUCAAGAUACUCAAGAAGGGCCAGGCUGUGGACUAUGAGGGCUCCAGGACACAGGAAGAGAUCGUGGCCAAAGUGAAGGAGGUAGCCCAGCCCAGCUGGACACCACCACCAGAAGUCACACUCGUUUUGACCACAGACAACUUUGAUGAGGUGGUAGAUGCUGCCGAUAUCAUCCUUGUGGAGUUCUAUGCUCCCUGGUGUGGACACUGCAAGAAGCUGGCCCCCGAGUACGAGAAGGCAGCCAAGGAGCUAAGCAAGCGUUCGCCCCCCAUUCCCCUGGCCAAGGUGGAUGCCACUGUGGAGACUGAGCUGGCCAAGAGGUUUGAUGUCUCUGGCUACCCCACCCUGAAAAUCUUCCGCAAAGGAAAGCCCUUCGAUUACAAUGGCCCUCGGGAGAAAUAUGGCAUUGUGGACUACAUGGUGGAGCAGUCAGGGCCGCCGUCCAAGCCACUCACAUCCCCGAAGCAGGUUCAAGAAUUCCUGAAAGAUGGGGACGACGUGCUCAUCAUUGGGAUCUUCAAGGGGGACAGUGACCCUGCCUAUGAUCGGUACCAGGAGACGGCCAACAGUCUGCGGGAGGAUUACAAAUUCCACCACACAUUCAGUGGGGAUGUGGCCAAGUUCCUGAAGGUAUCCCCAGGCAAGUUGGUGAUGAUGCAGCCUGAAAAGUUCCAGUCCAAGUUUGAGCCCCCGAAGCAUGUGAUGGACAUAAAGGGCUCCACGGAGGGCACAGCCAUCCAGGAGUUCAUGCUUCGACAUACACUCCCCCUCGUGGGCCACCGGAAGCCCAGCAAUGAGGCCAAGCGCUAUGCACGGCGCCCCCUGGUGGUCGUGUACUACAGCGUAGACUUCAGCUUCGACUACCGUGCAGCCACCCAGUUCUGGCGAAGCAAGGUGCUAGUGGUGGCCAAGGACUUCCCAGAAUAUGCCUUCGCCGUGGCCGAUGAGGACGACUUUGCCUCUGAGGUGAAGGACCUGGGACUGAGUGAGAGUGGGGAGGAUGUGAAUGCUGCCAUCCUAGCAGACGGUGGCCGACGCUUCGCCAUGGAGCCCACCGACUUUGACUCAGAUGCACUGCGUGACUUUGUCAUGGACUUUCAGAAGGGAAAGCUGAAGCCUGUCAUCAAGUCCCAGCCUGUGCCCAAGGCCAACAAGGGGCCAGUGAAGGUGGUGGUGGGUAAGACCUUUGACUCCAUCGUCCUGGAUCCCAAGAAGGACGUGCUCAUCGAGUUCUAUGCGCCAUGGUGCGGCCACUGCAAGCAGCUAGAGCCCGUGUACACUGACCUGGGCAAGAAGUUCAAGGGCCACAAGGGGCUGGUCAUCGCCAAGAUGGACGCCACCGCCAAUGACAUCACCAGCGAUCAGUACAAGAUCGAUGGCUUCCCCACUAUCUACUUCGCCCCUCGUGGGGACAAAAAGAACCCAGUGAAAUUCGAGGGUGGGGACCGCAACCUGGAGCAGUUGAGCAAGUUUAUCGAGGAACACAUCACAGAGCCCAGUGGGGCCCGGGACGAGCUGUGAGGGGACACCAGGCUCCAUCGGGUCUUUGUGCGUCAUUAUUUUUAUACGCUGGUGUCUCCGCUCGGGCUCUGAAAACAAAAGCUCUCAAUGACUCAAUAUGCUGAUUUUUACAAAGCAUCUAUUUUUUUCAUUAUUUGGGGUUUGAUUUUUUUUUUUUAACCUUUCAAUUUCUUUAAUAUAUUUCCUCAAAGCAGACAA
Messenger RNA from Suncus etruscus (white-toothed pygmy shrew), 2300 nucleotides. It is a transcript of the gene PDIA4, whose product is annotated as protein disulfide isomerase family A member 4. The coding region runs from base 159 to 2102 and encodes 647 amino acids. Gene Ontology annotation, biological process: protein folding; response to endoplasmic reticulum stress. The transcript has 10 exons. The record is from RefSeq and is a predicted model, not a curated record. Gene Ontology annotation, cellular component: endoplasmic reticulum; endoplasmic reticulum lumen; cell surface. Lineage: Eukaryota; Metazoa; Chordata; Mammalia; Eulipotyphla; Soricidae. Gene Ontology annotation, molecular function: protein disulfide isomerase activity.